Molecule: messenger RNA, 1356 nt
Organism: Coffea eugenioides
Lineage: Eukaryota; Viridiplantae; Streptophyta; Magnoliopsida; Gentianales; Rubiaceae
Exons: 5
Coding region: 1-1356 (451 amino acids)
Source: RefSeq, a predicted model, not a curated record
AUGCCAAAAACCAUUUAUGUUUCUCUAAAUCUUGGGCCACUAACAGAAACUGCCAUCAUAAUCCAACUAGUUGACCGCACCAAUGCUUAUCCAGAGAGGCUAGUUGAGGAUGUCUUGGUUCAGGUAAAUGAGUUAGUUUUUCCAGCAGAUUUUUAUAUCCUAGGUAUGGGAGAUGAAAAAUUGUUAAAUCCGUCACCUAUUUUGUUAGGUAGACCAUUUCUUAGCACUGCUAGGACUACAAUAGAUGUGAAUGAGAGUACUUUAUCAAUGGAGUUUGAUGGCAAAAUUGUAAAUUUCAAUAUUUUUGAGGCGAUGAAGUAUCCGGAGGAAUCUAACUCAGUUUUUGCAUUGAGUGUUAUUGAACCCAUUGUACAGGAAACUUUUGAAUUAGACUGUGAAGACGCAUUGGAAGUAGCCUUUAUCAAGCAUCUUGAAUUGGGUGUAACUCUUAAUGUGGACAUGAGGGAUGAGUUGCACGAUACAGUUGAAGCAUUACAUUCACUUCCAACCAUUCCUUCGAGGUAUGAGCUUAGCUCUCUUUUUGUGCCAAAAACUCAGACAAAGUUGUUGCCUUCAGUUGCACAGGUACGGCUCGAAGAUGAUGCGAAGCCGGUAAAACAGGCGCAGCGGAGAUUGAAUUCGCUAAUGAUGGAAGUAGUGAAAAAGGAGAUACUUAAACUCCUGGAAGUAGGAAUUAUCUUUGCUAUCUUGGACAGUCUUUGGGGUACUUCAGAUCGCGAUAACACCGGAGGACCAGGAAAAGACCACAUUCACCUGCCCAUUUGGAGGUUCAUCAAGGAUUUCUCAAAGAUCGGAGCACCCAUAUUCGAGUUGCUGCAAAAGGACGUGACAUUCGAUUUCACCAAUGAAUGUAAGGUGGCUUUUGAUAAAUUAAAGGAGUCGUUGACAUCGUCGCCCAUCAUUCAACCCCCAGAUUGGAGCUUGCCGUUUGAAAUAAUGUGCGAUGCGAGUGAUUAUGGGGUAGGAGCAGUGUUGGGGCAAAGGAUUGGCAAGGCGGCGCAUGCAAUUUACUAUGCGUCGUCAUAUUUAUUGGGUGCAAAAGUAAUUAUUUUCUCUGAUCAUGCAGCCUUGAGGUACUUGUUAGUGAAGAAGGAUGCAAAACCAAUGCUCAUAAGGUGGGUUUUACUUCUGCAAGAGUUCAAUUUAGAGAUUAAGCAUAAGAGUGGGGUCGAGAACUUGAUGGCUGAUCAUUUGAGGCGUUUGCUUACGAAUAAGGAAGAUCUGUCAUUGAGAGAAUCAUUUUCCGAGGAGCAGUUACUUGCCAUUAAUUCGUCAGUACCUUGGUAUACUGAUGUUGUCAAUUUUUUGGUAACGAAUCAAUUACCUGCAGGUUGA